This is a messenger RNA of Tarenaya hassleriana, 3082 nucleotides long. RefSeq names its product zinc finger BED domain-containing protein RICESLEEPER 2-like. The record is from RefSeq and is a predicted model, not a curated record. The coding region runs from base 1646 to 2962 and encodes 438 amino acids. NCBI's taxonomy places the organism in Eukaryota, Viridiplantae, Streptophyta, Magnoliopsida, Brassicales, Cleomaceae. The transcript is spliced from 5 exons. Gene Ontology annotation, molecular function: protein dimerization activity; DNA binding.
UGUUAAAUGAACUGUACAUUUAUAUAUACUUGGCUUCGGUAGAUACGCGUCUCUCAUUUAUGACAGCCACCUAAUACUGUGGUAAUGCAUUAACGAAAUUGAUGGUGAAAUUCCAUGUGGAUAAUAAGUUUUCGGUUUACACAGGGAGUUUCGUUUCCCUGUUAUUAGGGUUGGACAAUCGGAUCGGGUUAGUCGGGUUCGGAUAAAAUCGAACCGAUUAAUCGGAUCUCGGUUCGGAUCGGAUUUUACAAAAAUAACCGAUCGGUUAUCAUAAUCCUAUAACCGAUCGGAUCGGUUCGGUUCGGGUAAAUAACCGAUCGGUUCGGGUAUCCGAUUAAACCGAAUUUAACAUUUAAGUUUAAUUAAUUUGGUUUAGAUAUAACCCUCUCGACCUCUCCUCUCUCCUCCGCCUCUGUCGAAGUUCGAAGGCUCGAAGCUCCUCUUCCUCAAGCUCGAUCCGUGUCCUCCGUCGCCGGUUGUCGAAGCACUUCUGGUUUGCGUCACCGGCUACCCCUCUCUCUCUCUCUGCACCUCUGAUUUGUCAUCGACUCCUCUCUCUCUGCACCUCUGGUUUGUCGUCGACUGCCUCUCUCUCUUCGUCUGUGGUUCGUGUGAGCUUCGUUUCAACCUUCUUCUACCUCUGUUCGUGUGAGCUUUGCUUUCUGCUUUUCUUCUGCAUCAUCGGCGGCCUCUCUCGCACCUCUGGAUUGCGUCGCCAGUGGGUUCUUCGUCUGAGCUUGCCCUUGUCUUCUCUCUGGUUCAGCCUUGUGCGUCGCCGGUUUGCCUUCGUCUUCAGUCCGAGAUGGUUAGAAUUGGAGAAUCGGCCGGUAAUACGAGAAAAGAACCACCGUCAGAUUCAGAACUACCUCCGAAAGCAAAGAGGAUAGUUCCAGCGAGGUCCCAGGUAUGGCAUCACUUUACCAAACUUUCCGAUAACCCAAAGAAGUGCACUUGCAAUUAUUGCGGUGUUAUGUUGACGGGCUGUUCAUCAAUGAGUACAAGCAGUUUAAAGAAUCAUAUUCAGAAAACUUGCAAGGUAUAUAAGAAUCUUUCUGAAAGUGCUUGUCAGAAAACCUUAAGUAAAGAUCUGUCCAUCGGAGGAGAUUCUAAACUUAUCACUGUUGGGUUUAGUCAAGAGGCAGUUAGAGGAGCAUUGGUUAGUAUGAUUAUUAUGGAUGAACAACCUUUUACAUUUGUUGAAGGAGAAGGAUUUAAACAUUUCUGUAACGUUGGAUUGCCUUCAUUUGUGAUUCCUUCAAGAAGAACAGUGACAAGAGAAGUUUAUCAGUUAUUCUUGAAUCAGAAGGCUUCUUUGAAGAAUUUGUUGAAUGAGAACAAGCAAAGGGUGUCUUUUACUACAAAUAUUUGGACAUCGAUAACAACAAUGAGUUACAUGGUUAUCACUGCGCAUUUUAUCGACAGAAGUUAGCGUUUGCAUAGAAAAAUUAUCAGUUUCAGCCCUAUAUCGAACCAUAAGGGAGAGACCAUUGCAAGAGAAUUUGUAAAAUGUUUGGUGGAUUGGGGUAUCGAUAAGGUUUUCGCCAUUACCGUUGAUAGUGCUAGCGCAAAUAAUUGUGCUUUGAGGCUUUUAAACAACAAGUUGAAUACUUGGUGUGAAGAUACUCUUGUGUUGAAAGGAUAGUUUAUGCAUUUGCGUUGUGGAGCACAUGUUUUGAAUUUGAUUGUUAAAGAAGGGUUAUCAGACAUAGGUGAUAGUGUGGCGAGCAUUCGCAAUGCUGUUAAGUAUGUAAGGUCGUCCGAUUCAAGGUUGCAAGCAUUUAAAAGUCGAGUUGGAAGUGAUAACUUUAACAGAGGAAGUUUGGUUUUGGAUUGUGCGACACGUUGGAAUUCGACAUUUCUGAUGUUAUCUUCCGCUUUGAAGUAUAAAGAAAUAUUUAAUCGAAUGAAAAUGGAAGACAAGCUUUAUGAGGAUUAUUUUGCUGAAGAUGAUGAUUCUAGAACCGGCAAGAAAAGGAUUGGUCCUCCUUCAGAAAAUGAUUGGGAAAAUGCUCAUCGAUUGGUACGAUUCUUGAAGAUUUUUUAUGAAUCGACUUUAGCAUUUUCUGCUACUACAAAGGUAACUUCUACUUGCUAUUACAACGAGAUUAUAAAGAUUGAAACGGUUCUUUUAUCCUUGGCAAACAAUCCCGAUCACGAAAUGAGCAAGAUGGCAAAGAUAAUGAGGUUCAAGUUCGAUAAGUAUUGGGAAGGCACCGAAAGGAUCAACAAGUUAUUGAUUGUUGCAUCUGUAUUUGAUCCAAGGAGUAAGAUGAGUUUUGUAACUCAUUGUUUUGACAAGAUGUAUGGUAAGGAUAGUGCCAAAAGCGUCGACAUGAAGAAGAGCAUCACUGAUGUGUUGCAUAGGUUGUUUGUCUCCUAUUAUGAGUGGUACAAAUACAAAACACCAAGUGGAGAAAGAUGUGAAAGUAGAAAAUCAUCCGUUGAGAUGUCUGAAUCGUCAAGUAAUAUGAAUGGUGUUGAUAUCGAUAUGGGUUUCAUAUAUGAGGAUGACCCUUUUGCUUCGUUUGCUCAAAUGAUAGUAGAUAAAGGGGUGGUUGAGGAAUCACCGAAUGAGUUAGAUAUUUAUUUGAUGGAAAAGGUCGAGGUGAUGAAACCUAACAGCUUGGGUUGCGAAUUUGAUAUUUUAUCAUGGUGGAAGACGACCAAUGGUAAAUUUCCAAUCUUGGCAGAAAUGGCGAGAGAUUUAUUAGCAAUUCCAGUCUCUACUGUUUCAUCUGAGUCCGCGUUUAGCACAGGAGGUCGCAUUCUAGAUCAAUAUCGAAGUUGUUUAACUCCUGACAUGGUUGAAUCAUUGAUCCUAACACAAAAUUGGUUGAUGUCUCAUCUUAUUUCUGACGAAAAACGUAACUUCAGUGAGUUGAUCGCGGAAAAUGAAUUUAUGUUUGCAUUGGCUGAAGAAUUUCGGAAAUCAUCGGGACAAAGUGAUUUGUGUGUUGUCUAGAAAGAUGAAGAUAAAUUAUGGUUUGUCAUAUGGAGAUUUGGUUGGAGAAGAUUAGUUUGAAGAAGAUUUUGGAUUUGAAACGAGUUGUUUGAACAAUAUUUUGGAUUUGUUUUUGUAUGA